Mucor mucedo is the source of this 1389-nucleotide messenger RNA. Its product is annotated as kinase-like domain-containing protein. The record is from RefSeq and is a predicted model, not a curated record. Bases 40 to 1365 code for a protein of 441 amino acids. Gene Ontology annotation, cellular component: plasma membrane; cytoplasm; nucleus. The transcript has 8 exons. Gene Ontology annotation, molecular function: ATP binding; protein serine/threonine kinase activity. Gene Ontology annotation, biological process: protein phosphorylation. Lineage: Eukaryota; Fungi; Mucoromycota; Mucoromycetes; Mucorales; Mucoraceae.
AUUUUUCUUUUCUUCUUUUUUUAUUUCUUUCUCUUUGCAAUGUCUAUUCCUUCAUCACCAGCACCAUGUUAUCAACCGGAUCAGUUAUUUCAAACGAAAAUGAAGCUGAAUAAUAGAGCCUUUGAUUCAAUAUCAAGCAUAGAACAACAUAAUGUGAUAAGAAGAGUAGCUUCUGUUCCCAAUACCACCGAGUAUUUUAAACGAUCAGAAUCCGUUCACUCUAUGCCUGCCUCUCCCAGUCCUUCCUACUCCUUACAGAAACAUAAAGUGCAAGUAGGUCCUGCUGAUUUCGACAAGGUGAGAUUACUGGGAAAAGGCGAUGUUGGAAAAGUAUAUUUGGUUAAACACAAGUCUACCGAAAAACUAUAUGCUUUGAAAGUUCUAUCCAAGAAAGAAAUGAUCAAGCGAAACAAGAUCAAGCGAGCUAUGGCAGAACAAGCUAUUCUAUCCACAGCCAAUCAUCCUUUCAUUGUUCCCUUGUACCACUCUUUCCAGAGCGAGGAUCAUCUUUAUUUUUGCAUGGAAUUUUGUGUUGGUGGCGAAUUCUUUCGGGCCCUUCAGAACAGACCGGGGAGAAUACUCAAAGAGGACGAAGCAAAAUUUUAUGCGGCAGAAGUGGUAGCUGCGUUGGAAUAUUUGCAUUUAAUGGGUAUCGUCUUUCGAGAUCUUAAGCCAGAAAACAUCCUACUACAUGAGUCGGGCCAUUUGAUGCUGUCGGAUUUCGACCUUUCGAUACAAUCACCCACAGCUGCACCGCCAACGCUCGUGCGACACAACUCACCUUUUUCGAAACCGCCCAUGCUGGACACUCGUUCAUGUAUGAACAUACGCACCAAUUCGUUUGUUGGCACAGAAGAAUACUUGGCUCCGGAAGUCAUUAGGGGAAGUGGACACACGAGUUCGGUGGAUUGGUGGACACUAGGCAUUUUAGUAUACGAAAUGAUUUGCGGAUAUACGCCAUUUAAAGGACCCACGCGUGACGAUACAUUUGAGAUGAUCUUGUCAUCCUCUGUGGAAUUCCCUGACUAUAGCAGUAAUCCAUAUUAUAAAGGCACGGGAUUAACAGGAAACUGUAAAUCGUUUAUUCGUAAAUUACUGAACAAGAAUCAAAGUAAACGAUUGGGAGCACGCGCAGGCGCAAGUGAAGUGAAAUCCCACGCGUUCUUUAAAAGUAUCAAUUUUGCUCUUUUGCGUAACAUGAAACCACCCAUCAUUCCUUCUAAAGCACAACCUAUCCGUGCCGUUCAUUUUAAUCCGUUGAAGGAAAGCGUCAGUUUUGAUUUAAAUCAUCAUGAUUUACAUACUCCGCCGGAUGAUGAAGAUCCUUUUCUCUCUUUCAAUUCGGUGACGAUCAAUAGAAGAUGAUGUCACUGGCUGACUUAUAAAGGA